GCCUCCCCUACCGCCGCCGCCGCCACCCCCUCCUCCUCCGGCCGCCACCGCGCCCCUCCGGCCCCCAGCCGCGGCGGCGCGCCAUGGAUGCAGAAGUGGGCCCCCGCCGACCCCUCCGCGCCCGCGCCCGCCCCCUCCCCGGGCCACGCGCCCUCCACCUCCAUCGACCGCAUCGUCCACCGCCUCCGCAACCUCGGCCUCGGCACCGACGACGACGAGCCCUCCUCCUCCCCCGCCGACGCCCCGCUCGACGGCGGGGAGCGCCUCGGCGACCUGCUCGACCGCAGUUGGGCGCGCCCCGACCGCCAGUUCGCCGCCUCCGGCCUUGAUGAGGCAGUCCUCCCGUGGGAGAGGGACCGGGAGAGCGACGGCGAGGAGGCGGACGGGGUCAAGAGGAAGCGGGUCAGGGCGCCCUCGCUGGCGGAGCUCACCAUGGACGACGUGGAGCUGCGCCGCCUGCGGGGCAUGGGCAUGACUCUCAAGGACCGCAUCACCGUGCCCAAGGCCGGGGUCACGCAGGCCAUCACGGAGAAGAUCCACGACGCCUGCAGGAAGUCCGAGCUGGUCCGCCUCAAGUUCCACGAGGACCUCGCCAACGACAUGAAGACUGCCCAUGAGCUUGUCGAGUUCCUUUCAGUCAGCUAAACGUCAAUAUGUUGGAUGAUGUUGUGGAGAGGGCCACCGAGAGGGGGUUUGCAUUGCCAAAGUCGAAGGUGGCCAUUGCCUUGACCUGCCUGGACCUCUUGACCUUUAACAACGAUCAAACAGGAAACACAUGUUGGAGGAGGAGACCAUAAGCUAAUUGAUGAUUUGGACGAGUGGAUCAGAGGACGACAUGAGCAGGUAUUUCCAUUUGAUCAUACCCAAAAUGAUAAUGUAUACACUAACUUAAGAUGAUGGCUCUUCUACUCUGCUAACAUAACAUGCAUGUGCUUGUGUGGAGUGCCUCCAAAAUUAAUAGCUCAAGUCUCUCAACACGCGGAUGGAUGAUGUUGUGGAGAGGGCCAUCGAGAGGGGGUUUGCAUUGCCAAAGUUGAAGGUGGCCAUCGCCUUGACCUGCCUGGACCUCCUGACCUUUCACAACGCUCAAACAGGAAACACAUGUUGGAGGAGGAGACCACAAGCUAAUUGAUGAUUUGGAUGAGUGGAUCAGAGGACGACAUGAGCAGGACCAUAGCGGACCAUUGCAAUGCGGCAAAUCAAAUUUCAAUACUCAACACUCUUCUAUGUGGAUUAACGAAGGGCAUGAUGGAUGGCACCAGCGGAAAGGUGAGCGCCGGUGGAGAUAAGCGAGAAAAGGAGUAGCGCGAGGCGGUAGGCAGCCUUGAAGAGGAUGAGUGGGCCCGCUACUGGGGAUGGUCCUAGGGAUUUUUGAAUCAACGAGAGCAGUGUCGGCCCAGGCUAUCUAGAAUGAUUGCAUGUAUUAAUGAAGUAGUCCACGUUAGGUGGAUUGGCUCAAAAUGGAGAAGCAUGAUUGUAUUAAGCAUUUAAGCUCUAAGCAAUUUAGAAUGUCAAUGUCUUGGGGCUCCCUUGCAAUAUUUCAGAGAACUAUAUUUUUUCAGACAU
Messenger RNA from Triticum dicoccoides, 1566 nucleotides. Its product is annotated as CRM-domain containing factor CFM2, chloroplastic-like. The record is from RefSeq and is a predicted model, not a curated record. The coding region runs from base 88 to 645 and encodes 185 amino acids. Gene Ontology annotation, biological process: RNA splicing, via transesterification reactions. The transcript has 7 exons. Lineage: Eukaryota; Viridiplantae; Streptophyta; Magnoliopsida; Poales; Poaceae. Gene Ontology annotation, molecular function: mRNA binding.